This is a messenger RNA of Lonchura striata (white-rumped munia), 1829 nucleotides long. RefSeq names its product pleckstrin homology domain containing B1 (gene PLEKHB1). Gene Ontology annotation, cellular component: membrane. Gene Ontology annotation, biological process: regulation of cell differentiation. Lineage: Eukaryota; Metazoa; Chordata; Aves; Passeriformes; Estrildidae. The record is from RefSeq and is a predicted model, not a curated record.
CAGCUCCCGGCGAGCCGCGCGGGCGGGCAGAGCCGGGCGGCGGGAGCGGAGCGCAGCGCAUCCCGCAGCGGGCACCGCCGCCUCCGCCCGAUCCGGCGAAGCCUGCGGCAGCCAUGGCGCUGGUGAAGAGUGGCUGGCUUUGGCGGCAGAGCUCCAUCCUGCGCCGCUGGAAGAGGAACUGGUUCGUCCUCUACCUGGAUGGCAGCCUGGUUUACUACCACGACGAGACACAGCAGGACAUGGACGGCCGGAUCCACAUCAAGUACAGCUGUCGGGACGUGCGGAUCGGCCGUGAAUGCAAAGACGUGCAGCUGCCCGAGGGGAGGAGCCGGGACUGCCUGCUGACCGUGGUGCUGCGGGACGGCUCCAAGACCACGCUGUGUGCAGAGAGCGAGGACGACGCCGUUGCUUGGAAGAUGGCCGUGCUGGAGGCUAAAUCCACCCCGGUGCACGUGUACGACCCCUACGACGACGACUACUACCAGACCGUGCCCCUGGACUCCCACCAGGCCGCCUACAUCAGCUCCGGCCACUAUGGCCACCAGUACGGAGCUCCCGGCGUGACCCACGUCAUCGUGCGCGAGGAUCCCUACCGCGUCUCCGGGGACCAGAUGGCCCUGGGGCUGCUGGCCGGGGCCGCCACCGGCGCCGCCCUGGGCUCCUUCAUGUGGAUGCCCUGCUGGUUUUAGUGCCCACCAGGCUGGGCCACAGGCUCCCUUUGCUCCCCAGCCCUGCCUUGGAACCUGACCUGAGCACCCCUCAGCCCCUCCAGAACACCCUGGGGACAGACUUCCCCACACACCCUACCCCCAGCCCUAGCUUCUGCAUUAAAUAACCCCCAAGUCCUUCAGAGUUCCCCAAAAGCCACUCCAGAAUCCCACAGCACCCGAUUCCCAUUGGCAAAGGGCCCGGGAGCUGCCGGGGCUGUCGGCAGAGCUUCCCCAUCCCAAAUCUCCACAGGGAGCUGGCUGCAGAAAUUCCGGGUUUGGGAGAAGGGGGACAGACUUAUUUAAUUUGGGGGGAAGUGGCUGGAAGUUAUUUGACUGGGUGAACCCCACAAUACAGAGGCUUUUAAAGUGUUUUUUGGGGGAGAGGCUCCAGCACCAGAGAGCACCACAGGGAUGCUCAAAAGGUGGGUAAAAGAUUAAGGAGGAUGAAAACCUUUGCAGGAUUUCCACUCCUUUCCAACUUGCACAGGUCCCCUGGGCCUGGCCAAAUUGGAGAAAUGUUGCAUAACCCUCAGGAAUUGGAGUUAAACCCCUGGGAAUCAGGCUGAGAAGAGCCCAGGGAAUAUCCCAACGUCUCCAGCUGAGUGGGAAGGACACACAGCAUCCUCAGUUUCAUACUGAUUUUUGGGGAGGGGGAGAAGGGCAGCUCUCCACGAGGACCAGGGAGCCUUUCUGGCAGCCAAGCCGGGAUCUUCACAGCAGGGAUUUGGGACUGAGGGGGGACACACAGUCAGGCCAGGGGACAAGCAGCAGCUCAGGGUUUUGGUUGGGCGAUGGAAGAGGUGAGGAACAGCUGCCAAGUGUCACCCCUAAGAGGCAGGAUGAUAUCCUAGAACCACGACUAACAUUGAAUUUAGGAAUUACAAGCCCCACAGCUAGAUAGAAAACCACCAGUGACACCAGCACCCCAGCCUGCUCCUGCCUUUAGAGACCUGGGUCAGUUCAUCCUUGUGCCCAUCAGGGAAUUGGGAUAUCCCAACACACCAUCCUCAACCUCUCCUGCACUCCCUGCCUCCUUCCUGCUGUGCACCUGCUCCCAGAAAAGAGGAAAAAAAAAUACAAAAAAACUCUUUGAAGUCUAAUAAAGGUAGUGAAAAAACA